Messenger RNA from Jaminaea rosea, 4867 nucleotides. RefSeq names its product large subunit of L-aminoadipate-semialdehyde dehydrogenase. NCBI's taxonomy places the organism in Eukaryota, Fungi, Basidiomycota, Exobasidiomycetes, Microstromatales. Gene Ontology annotation, molecular function: phosphopantetheine binding; L-aminoadipate-semialdehyde dehydrogenase [NAD(P)+] activity. Gene Ontology annotation, biological process: L-lysine biosynthetic process. The record is from RefSeq and is a predicted model, not a curated record. The transcript has a single exon. Bases 38 to 4765 code for a protein of 1575 amino acids.
CUACUCUCCACACCCCACCAUCGAGCUAGGUUUCAUUAUGGCGGUACGCAAGGACGAUGCCGAAUGGCAGGCACGUCUGGAUCGAUGGCAGGCUCGCCUUCAGUCAUUGCCAGCUAUUGCACUCCCUACAGACUAUCCUCGUCCUUCAUCCUCUCAGCUCGUUCAGGCGCUGACGUCUACGGAUCUUUCCAACCGCACUCGCUCCUCCCUCGUCCGACUCGCGUUGCAUCAUGACGAGGAGCUUCACCCUGAUGGAGACUACUCGGAUGAUGAGGACGAAGAUGGCGAAGGGACAUCGCGCCUCUCAGCUCCCACGCCGUUCCACUUUCUCUUGGCUGCCUUUGUUGUCCUCCUGCAUCGCUACACGGGAGAUACGGACAUCGUCAUUGGCACCAAUAGUCCCAAGACUGGCGAGCCGCUCAUCCUCCGCAUCCCAAUUGAGGCAGGAGACCCAUUCUGGCAGCUUGUCCGCCGGGUGCAGGCCGUAGAAGCUGAAGCCGCUUCGGAUAAUGCGCCCUACGAGGACAUCGUUGCGCGAUUGCAGUCCUCAUCCUCUUCGACUUCCAACGGCGCACCCUCUUCGCCCAUCUUCCGCGUGCGCUUCUUUGACGAGACGACUGGAUCCGCGACCAACUUCCUCCAAUCUACGGCCCUCACCACAGACUUGACCGUCUUUGUCACUGGCCCUGGUUUCAAUCUCGAUGCAUCAGCAGACGCAGACACCUCAGCGUCAGUCGAGACCUUGAAGCCAGGCGCAGCAUCAGGCACUGCUACGCCAUCACGCAGUGCUCGCGACCCUCUUUUGCCAGCUCUUUCCUUGCAUCUGUCGUACAAUGCCCUCCUCUUUUCCUCCAGCCGCACGAAGCACCUCCUCGCGCAGCUCUCCCGCAUCAUCAACGAGGUUGCUGCGCACCCGACCACAUCAGUGGGUACCAUCUCGCUGCGUACGGCAGCAGAGAAUGCUAUUCUGCCCAAUCCGAAAGAAGAUCUGGACUUCUGUGGGUUCAUGGGAAGCAUCACGAGCAUCUUUGAGCGAAACGCCAAGGCUCACCCCGAGCGACGGGCAAUUGCGGAGAGUCUGCCGGGCCCAGCAGAUGCGAUGGAGCUACCAGCGCCGGCGAGUGAGAUCAGGAGCAUCACCUACCAGGAGCUGGACCGCGCUUCAAACGUGCUGGCGCAUCACCUCAUCAGCAAUGGCGUACAGCGAGGUGAAGUUGUCACCACGUACGCAUACCGUGGGGCAGAUCUCGUCGUCUCCGUCUUGGCCACCCUCAAAGCCGGAGCAGUGUUCAGCGUCAUCGACCCUGCAUACCCUCCUGUGCGCCAGAAUAUCUACUUGCAAGUCGCCAAGCCCCGCGCAAUCGUUGUGCUCGCCAAGGCAGGCAGCCUACACGCCAAUGUGCGCAAAUGUAUCCAGGAGGAGCUCGAGGUGCGCGUUGAGGUGCCAGCGCUCGAGUUGCUUGAUGGCGGCAAGGUACGAGGAGGCAGCGCCAGCCAAGGGGGCGCAGACGUGCUGGACUCCGCACAGUCCAAGGCCUCGCAGAGCACCAACAUCUUGCUCGGCCCCGACUCACCCGCAACGCUUUCCUUCACCUCCGGUUCCACAGGAAUUCCGAAAGGCGUCUUUGGUCGUCACCACUCCCUCACCCACUUCUUCCCCUGGAUGGGUACACGCUUCAACAUCGGGUCUGGAGAUCGCUUCACCAUGUUGUCCGGCAUCGCGCACGAUCCCAUUCAACGCGACAUGUUCACCCCCCUGUUCUUCGGCGCAGAACUUCAUGUCCCCACUGCAGACGACAUUGGUACUCCAGGCAGGCUGGCAGAAUGGAUGGCUGCUACUCAAGCGACCGUUACGCACCUCACGCCUGCCAUGGGACAGCUGCUCUCCGCCCAAGCUACUGCGCUCAUUCCGUCAUUGCGCAACGCCUUCUUCGUGGGGGACGUCCUCACCAAGCGUGACUGCACACGCUUGCAGUCUCUCGCCGCCAAUGUGAGAAUAGUGAACAUGUACGGCACAACAGAGACACAGCGCGCCGUCUCCUACUUUGCGAUCCCGCCCGUGAGCGAGUCUCCUUCUUUCCUGGCUACUCAGAAGGAUAUCAUGCCUGCCGGCCAGGGCAUGAAGGAUGUGCAGCUCCUCGUCGUCAACCGCAACAAGAGAACGGAGACGUGCGCGGUCGGGGAGCAAGGCGAAAUCUACGUGCGAAGCGGUGGAUUGGCAGAGGGGUAUCUCGCAAGCCCGGAGGACAAUGCCGCAAAGUUCAUGCACAACUUCCUCGCUCCCGACCUCACUUUCGAUGACACGCUCCAAGGCAAGCCAGAGGGGCAAUUCUGGAAGGGGAUUCGCGACAGGAUGUACCGUACAGGGGAUCUAGGUCGCUACCUCCCCGACGGGACGGUGGAGUGCACAGGACGGGCGGAUGACCAGGUCAAGAUUCGCGGCUUCCGUAUCGAGUUGGGCGAGAUCGACACGCACCUCUCACGUCACCCUCACGUCAGAGAGAAUGUCACCUUGGUGCGCAGAGACAAGGAUGAGGAGAAGGUGCUUGUUUCGUACUUCGUGCCCGGUCCUGGUGCAAAGGAGCUCGAAGAGGCGAGCAGCGCCGGCGAGGGCGCACAGGAGGCAGGCGAGAGUGGACCGCUUCAGGCUAAGACGCUCGCGAAGGGCAUGCGCAAGCAUCGCAGAUUGAUAAAGGACAUGCGCGACCACCUCAAGAAGAAGCUCCCUGCUUACAGUGUGCCCACGCUGUUCGUGCCGCUGGCGAGGAUGCCACUCAAUCCCAACGGCAAGAUCGACAAGCCCGCUCUCCCCUUCCCGGAUACGGCGCUCGCCUCAGGCAGCAAGGACGGAGCAGGCUCUGUCGCUACGACCAAUGGCGCCAACGGCUCGUCCGGCACUACCUCCGGCCGUGCUCCCACCGCGACAGAGUCGCAAAUCAGCACCAUCUGGUCCACGCUGCUCCCCUCUGCACCCAAGCCUCUCCCCCUCGACGAGUCCUUCUUCGACCUCGGCGGACACUCUAUCCUUGCCACCCGUCUCGUCUUUGAACUGCGCAAAGCCUUCGUCGUCGCUCUGCCCCUCGGUGUCGUCUUCGAGGAGCCCACGGUCAGUGGCUUGGCACGACAGGUCGAGAAGAUCAGGGAGGGAGCCCUUUUGCUUCCGGAAGGAGAGAAGGAGAAAGCCGGCGACAAGCCGAAUGGGUCUGUGGCUGCGCCUCAUCCUGACGACGACUAUGCUGCCGACCUGGAGAAACUGAUCGCCCGCCUCCCGACCAAGAAGAGCGCUUCAGCUCCUUCGAGCUCCUCCGGCCCGCAGACCAUCUUCCUCACGGGUGCCACGGGCUUCCUCGGCGCCUACAUCUUGGCCGAUCUUCUCUCUUCUUCACGCAGCCCGCAUGUCAGCCGAGUCUAUGUGCACAUCCGAGCGCGCGAUGCGGCUUCUGCUCUGCAACGCUUGCGCGAGGGUGGGCAGGCAAGGGCGUGUUGGGACGAAACGUGGGUCAAGGAUGAUCGUCUGCGCGUUGUGUUGGGGGACCUCGCCUCUCCAGCCGGCAAGCUGGGCAUGAGCGACGCCGACUACACCACCGUAGCGAAGGAGGCGGACGCUGUUCUGCACAACGGAGCGAUGGUCCACUGGGUGUACCCCUACUCCAAGCUGAAGGCCGCCAAUGUGGAAAGUACGCUGCAGGCUAUCGAGCUAUGCGUUGCUGGCGAGAAGGAGAAGAGUCUCACCUUCGUCAGCUCGACCGCUGCGCUGGACACUGAGCACUAUGGCAACUUGUCAGACAAGAUCUUGGCUCAAGGGACGGAGGGCAAGCAACAGGCUGCCAAUGGCAGCACUGCCCCCGGCACUGCAUCCUCGCCCGCCAUGCGUGGCAUUCCCGAGUCAGACGACCUGCAAGGCUCCGCCUCCGGCCUCACGACCGGUUAUGGCCAGUCGAAGUGGGUCGCAGAGCGCCUGAUCAUGGCCGCCGCCUCGUCACCUGCGCUGCAGCUGCGCUCAACGAUCAUCCGCCCCUCCUACGUAGUCGGCGACUCCUCCUCGGGCACGACGAACACGGACGACUUCAUCUUCCGUCUGGUCAAGGGAUGCGUACAGCUCGGUGCUCGCCCAGACGUGCACAACAGGGUAAACAUGACGCCCGUGGACCACGUAGCGAGAAUCUGCUCGCUCGCUGCCAUUCGAGCUAGAGAAGAGAAGCAGGCAAAGGUAUGCCACGUAACAGGUCAUCCGCAGUGGCGCUACAAUGAUCUCCUCGGGGCAUUGGAGCGCUACGGUUGGGUGAGCUCCAAGGUGGAGUACGUACGCUGGCGCUCCAUGCUCGAGGAGCACGUACUCUCCUCCUCGUCUACUACUGGAGCAAGUGAGGAGGAUAAUGCCCUCUUCCCUCUGUUGCACUUUGUGCUUGACGAUCUGCCCUCGUCCACCAAGAGCCCCGAGCUGGACGAUCGCAACACUCAGGCUUUGCUGGACUCAUUUGACGAGGGGCUGGGCAACGAGGCUGUAAAGGCAGGAAUGGGUAUGAGCGAGGGACUCGUGGCCAAGUACCUUGCGUGGCUCGUGGCGGUGGGUUAUCUGCCAAAGCCGGGCAAGGCUGUGGGCGAGGUGAUUGCAGAGGGCGAGGCUGCAUUGGAUGGUGAAGAGGAUGGAGAGCGCACAGCGGCCAUUUCUGCUGAUGGGGGCGCGAAGAAGAGGACGGUCAAGGCCCUUCCGCAGUUGCAGGGCGGGGAGGUCAAGGCGAUUGGGCGUGGGUCGGCCAACUAGAGACGUGAAUCGAAACAGGAUCGUAGAGAGCUUCGACGUAGCUGUGGAUCUGAAUGUGUUCUCUCAUUGGAUGGAUACAAAUACAAGAUGAUGCUUUUGCCG